Molecule: messenger RNA, 1245 nt
Organism: Alosa sapidissima (American shad)
Lineage: Eukaryota; Metazoa; Chordata; Actinopteri; Clupeiformes; Clupeidae
Gene: kctd12.2
Product: potassium channel tetramerisation domain containing 12.2
Exons: 1
Coding region: 85-933 (282 amino acids)
Biological process (GO): regulation of G protein-coupled receptor signaling pathway; protein homooligomerization
Cellular component (GO): presynaptic membrane; postsynaptic membrane
Molecular function (GO): protein binding
Source: RefSeq, a predicted model, not a curated record
CUCAACCCCCUCAGACGAACCUUUAAAAACGUCUCGCGCUCCGAAGCCGCUACUCCCGGAGGAGAGUUUCGCAAACUCGCAGUCAUGGCACAGGCGGACAAGACGAGUGGAGAUCACGUUGGAUUCCCCUUUCCAGACAUCAUCGAGCUUAACGUUGGCGGCCAGGUGUAUGUGACGCGGCACGCGACCCUGCUAGCUGUGCCGAGCUCGCGCCUCUGGACCAUGUUCAGCCAGCGGAGCCCCGCGGAUCUCAGCAGAGACAGCAAGGGCCGCUUCUUCAUAGACCGUGACGGAGCUCUCUUCAGAUAUAUUCUGGAUUACCUGCGGAAUUUAACGCUUGUGUUGCCAGAUUAUUUCAGGGAGAGGGCGAGUCUCCAAAAAGAGGCAGACUUUUUCCAGCUGCACGAUCUAUCUAAACGUCUCCGAUCCUCGACGAGCAAAGAAAACUCCCCGAGCGAGGAGGUGUAUCGUGGCGAUCCUGAGGAAGCUAUGCUUGGAGCUCUUGCGAGCACGAGCCUGGCUGCGUCUCCCGGCAGCACAACAAACCCCUGCUCCCCUUCUCUUGACCCACGGAAGUCGGGCUACAUCACCAUCGGGUAUCGCGGUUCCUACACCAUCGGGAGGGACAUUCAAACAGAUCACAAAUUCCGGCGCGUGGCGAGGAUUACCGUGUGUGGAAAGACGUCCCUCGCCAAAGAAGUUUUUGGCGAGAAUCUGAACGAGAGCAGGGACCCAGACAGACCCCCGGAGAGAUACACAUCCCGGUACUACCUGAAGUAUAACUUCUUGGAGCAAGCCUUCGACCAGCUCUCAGAGGCAGGCUUUCAUAUGGUCGCGUGUAGCUCCACAGGCACAUGCGCCUACACAAGUAACGACCCAAACGAAGACAAGGUGUGGAGCAGCUAUACCGAGUACGUCUUCUGCCGGGACUGAAUGGUCUUCACACGCGACCGCUCUGUCGAAAGCUUUCAGCCAUCAAGAAAUAUCUAUUAGCCUACCAAAAUGUAAACGUCUGCAGACGACAGUGGACCUUUAUGCGCAUAGUCUAUUUAUGAUAAUGGCGAUUUUCUAUCCAGACAUGGAAUUUAUUGCUUAGUUCUGUGACCUGUUAAUAGUUAUAUUCAUAAACAACUUCAGAUUUUGUUUAUUACAAGUUGUUUGUAAAAAAAAAGUCAAUCUUUAAUGCUUUAUUUUGAUUUGAGUGUUAAUUUAGACGCUCAAAAUCUAUAUUUGUCAAACACCUGA